ACCAAAAAAAUGUCGAAGAAACGGGCAGAGCUCCGGAGCCUGAAGGCCGCUGUGGAUCAGCAGCUGGCGGUGGUCGCUCAAGAGAUCUUUUGGCUGCUGCAGGAGCGCGGCCGGGCGGAGCUGGAGGAGCUGAGGCGGCUCCUGACGGAGCGGAUCACUGCGGCCGUGGAGCUCAUCCUCACCGCUUUUGAGGCGAGCAGAGCGGCCAACGUACAACCGCAGGAGCUCGACGGGAGUCAGAGAGUGGAGCAGAAAGAGCUGCGUCUGUCUGUUGGCAUCAGGAGUGUCUCUGAGGACGAACAUCUGACUCCAGACGUCUCAGCGGACGACCGACCGAAGGAGUCUUUGCCUGGCACUUCCUCCAGAACAGAGAUCGACUGUGACGAUCCAAUUGGAGACGACGACGAUGAGGAUGAUGAUGAGGAAGCGAUGCCUCACUGUUGCAGAGUUUGUGGGAAGUCAUUCGACAGGAAAGGCUUCCUGAUGAAACAUGUGGAAAAACACUCAAAGGAUGACGACUGUGUGUGCGGUCUGUGUGGUGAGCGUUUGGAAUCCAGCAAUGGUCUGAGGCUGCAUCUUCAGAUGCACCGUGACAGCAGCAGGACCUGCGAUGUCUGCGGGAAGAAAUUUCCAUCAAUCCGAGCACAAGAGACACACCGCAGGCUGCACACGGGGGAGAAACCCUUCAGCUGUCACGUGUGCGGAAAAGAAUUCAACCAAAAGGGCAACAUGGUGACACACAUGAGGAUCCACACGACCGAGAAGCCGUUCACCUGCAACUUUUGCCGCAAAGAGUUCAGCCAUGCUGGCUCUCUGGAGCGGCACAUGAAGGCCCACGAUGGACAGACGCCAUUCUGCUGCAAAGUCUGUGGGAAAGGCUUCGCUAAAAGCGCUGAGCUUAGGCAGCAUGUCCGAAGCCAUGAGUCCAACGAGCAGCCUGCCGCCACGAGCAGGCGUAGAAAGCCAUGUCUGACUCCGUCGCACUGCUGCAAGGUCUGCGGCAAUGCCUUUCACAACAAAGGUAACUUUGUGCGUCAUGCAGAGACACAUUUAAACAGUGCAGAGUUCCUGUGCGGUGUCUGCGGAGAGCGUUCUGAGUCCUCAGAGAGUCUCCAGCUGCACAUCCAGAGUCACAGAGAAACCAGCCGCAUCUGCGACAUCUGCGGUGUCAGCUUCAGGGACAUGGAGAUCCACAUGAGGACUCACACAGGACAGAAACCCUUCAGGUGCAAAGACUGCGGCAAAGACUUCCCUCGCAAAGGCUCUCUGGAGCGACACCUGAAGCUGCAUGCUGGCGAGCGGCCAUAUAUCUGCGAGUUCUGCGGAAAAACCUUCAUCGAAAACACCGUCCUGAAAAGGCACAUCAAGAGCCACACGGGGGGGAAACCUCGCAUUUAUUCCUGCGAGGUCUGCGGUAAGAAGUUCACCAUGAGCCAGCAUUUGGACGUGCACAAGAGGAUCCACACUGGUGAGAAGCCCUACACCUGCAGGGUCUGUGGGAAGAACUUCAGGCAGAUCGGCAACCUGGACUCCCACAUGAGGAUCCACACAGGUGAGAAGCCGUUCAUCUGCAGCCUCUGCGGAAAGAGGUUCCGCCAGAAGAUCUCGCUCGAGACACACGAGAGGUUCCACAAGAAGGAGAAACCGUUCAGCUGCCAGCUGUGCAGCAAAGGCUUUGUUCAGAAGAUCGACCUCAAGAGACACAUGCUGACGCACACUGGCGAGAAGCCAUACAGCUGCCACGUCUGUGGGAAAAGCUACCAGGAGAAGCGCUCGGUGGAUUCGCACAUGAAGGUCCACACCGGAGAACGAGCCACCAAAGACCCGACUGCAGCGCCAACCCUGAAGCAUCAGGAAGGCGUUCACCCAAACUUCAUCCAGCUGUGAGCUGCAGCUCAACCAGGAACACCAGCAUCACUGCGGCAUCGCACCAGUGUGAGACCAGUUUCAGCUGCUGGUGUGUCUUCUGACAGUAUCAGCUGCAGGAAUCCGCUUCAUGUUAACGUUCCUCCAGCGUUGCAGCUGUUUGAUCCGACAGGCAAACUCAGGUUUGUUUACUGUUUACUGUCUGAUACGCCGGCGGUUCUUUAAACUCCUGGUUCUGACUGGUGUCUGGGAACAUCUUCCUGAUUGGCUGUUUCCACUGCAAAACAUCCAGGAACCAGACAGGACUGGAUCCAUCAGAAUGGAAACACAAAUGAGAAUGUGCAGAAUAGACCAUUGCAUGACAGAACAUCUCUGAGCUCAGAGUUUCUCUGACUGUUGGAGUUUGGACAUGAAUGAAGUGGUGACUGCAGGACCUAUUGAUCUGUGAGAGCUGCAGCGAUCAGAAAAAAUAUCCUCAAAAUAUAUUCAUCAUCAGUCAUUUAAUUAUUAAUAAAAUAAAUUGUUUUAAAGAAAAA
Stegastes partitus (bicolor damselfish) is the source of this 2402-nucleotide messenger RNA. RefSeq names its product gastrula zinc finger protein XlCGF57.1-like. Gene Ontology annotation, molecular function: DNA-binding transcription factor activity, RNA polymerase II-specific. The record is from RefSeq and is a predicted model, not a curated record. Gene Ontology annotation, biological process: regulation of transcription by RNA polymerase II. NCBI's taxonomy places the organism in Eukaryota, Metazoa, Chordata, Actinopteri, Pomacentridae. The transcript is spliced from 2 exons. Gene Ontology annotation, cellular component: nucleus. Bases 10 to 1887 code for a protein of 625 amino acids.